Messenger RNA from Scophthalmus maximus (turbot), 896 nucleotides. It is a transcript of the gene srp19, whose product is annotated as signal recognition particle 19. Lineage: Eukaryota; Metazoa; Chordata; Actinopteri; Pleuronectiformes; Scophthalmidae. Gene Ontology annotation, molecular function: 7S RNA binding. Gene Ontology annotation, cellular component: signal recognition particle, endoplasmic reticulum targeting. Gene Ontology annotation, biological process: SRP-dependent cotranslational protein targeting to membrane; SRP-dependent cotranslational protein targeting to membrane, signal sequence recognition. The transcript has 5 exons. The record is from RefSeq and is a predicted model, not a curated record. The coding region runs from base 158 to 583 and encodes 141 amino acids.
CUAACACCGCCCGGCUGGAGGAGGAGCGGUCCUAACACCGCCCGGCUGGAGGAGGAGCGGCCGUGUGUGUUGCCGCUGAACAAUAACAAUAUACAGAUAUUCACCAGUCGGUUCCGUGAGUUGACGGCGGCGUCGAGUGUCCGUGUCCGGUCCCACGAUGGCUCAUCUCACCCAGAACCCCGCCGACAAGGAGAGGUUCAUCUGUCUCUACCCGAUCUACAUCAACAGUAAGAAGACGCUGGCUGAAGGACGCAGGGUUCCCACAGAGAAGGCUGUGGAGAAUCCGUCCUGCGCUGAGAUCCAAAGCGUCCUGACGGCUGCUGGGAUGAACGUCUACGUGGAGGACAAAAUGCAUCCCAAGGAGUGGAACAGGGACGUCCAGUUCAGAGGUCGUGUCAGAGUUCAGCUGAAGCAAGAAGAUGGCGUCUUCUGUCAGGACAAAUUCAGCUCCCGUAAAGACUUGAUGUUUUACGUCGCUGAGAUGAUCCCGAAGCUCAAGACUCGGACCCAGAAGAGUGGCGGUGCAGACAGCAGCUCUCAGCAGGGAGAAGGAGGGAAGAAGAGCAAGAAGAAGAAGAAAUAGACCCACGACACAACUUUUUUUUUAUUCUUUAACAAAGUCCAAGACGUGUCUCUGUUGAGUUGAUCGAUUAUCGAUGGCUCUGAUCGAACUCUCGCUCUGCGGAGGGGAGUGAAAGCGUCGCUGUACAGUCAAAUGAAAACCUGACUGAAAAACGUUCAGCUCAUCGAGUCGCUUCAACAGAGAAACACUUUUUUUGGGGAUCUGGACGUGGGGGCGGAGACAUUCAUCUGUGUUUCUGUUUAACCCCCCUUCACAUUUUUAUUAAAGUGUCUGGGUGUUGCAGGUGAAGAUGAAUAAAUAGUUUAUUCUCACA